UACAACAACUGUAUCACAUACUGCUAAAAGACUGACAAACUCAUUUUAAUAAUAAGAAACAUCAGCAUGUACUCAACUAAAAGCGAGGGACCGCGCAGAGGAAGAUCUUUUGACUCCAUGAACCUUGGUCUGACAUUGGAAGAGAAGCAACUUAACAAUGAGAUGAACAAAUCUGCUUUUCCAAAGAUCGAGGAGAAUAAAGACAACAAAAUCGCGUCUACAGAGAGGGGCCGGGCUGCUCUUGUGUUCUCUUUGAAGAAUGAAGUCGGUGGGCUUGUCAAGGCACUAAAACUUUUCCAGGAAAACCACGUCAACCUCGUGCACAUCGAGUCCAGAAAAUCCAAAAGGCGCAACUCAGAGUUCGAGAUCUUCGUAGACUGCGACAGCAACCACGAGCAACUGCACGAGAUCAUUCAGCUGCUGAGGAAACACGUGAACGUGCUCGAGAUGGACGCACCUGACAACCGUCUGCCUGAAGAAAGCGAGAUGGAGAACAUGCCCUGGUUCCCGAAGAAGAUUUCAGAUCUGGAUAAAUGUGCGAACCGUGUGCUGAUGUAUGGAUCGGACUUGGAUGCGGAUCAUCCAGGAUUCAAGGACAACGUCUAUCGCAAAAGGAGAAAGUAUUUUGCAGACUUGGCUAUGAGCUACAAACAUGGAGAUCCCAUUCCCUGUAUAGAGUUUACAGAGGAGGAGGUGAAAACAUGGGGAGUGGUGUUCAGGGAGCUGAAUAAACUCUACCCCUCACACGCCUGCCGCGAGUACUUGAAGAACCUGCCCUUGCUCAUCAAACACUGUGACAUCCGCGAGGACAACAUCCCACAGCUGGAAGACGUCUCGCGCUUCCUCAAAGGUGAGAGAAAGGGACGUCAGUUCAUCAAAUGUCGGUUUGUUCAGGAUUUAUAG
Sinocyclocheilus rhinocerous is the source of this 903-nucleotide messenger RNA. Its product is annotated as tryptophan 5-hydroxylase-like. The transcript has 6 exons. Gene Ontology annotation, cellular component: neuron projection. Gene Ontology annotation, molecular function: iron ion binding; tryptophan 5-monooxygenase activity. NCBI's taxonomy places the organism in Eukaryota, Metazoa, Chordata, Actinopteri, Cypriniformes, Cyprinidae. The record is from RefSeq and is a predicted model, not a curated record. Gene Ontology annotation, biological process: aromatic amino acid metabolic process. The coding region runs from base 67 to 903 and encodes 278 amino acids.